This is a messenger RNA of Callorhinchus milii (elephant shark), 2436 nucleotides long. It is a transcript of the gene pofut2, whose product is annotated as protein O-fucosyltransferase 2. The transcript has 9 exons. NCBI's taxonomy places the organism in Eukaryota, Metazoa, Chordata, Chondrichthyes, Chimaeriformes, Callorhinchidae. The record is from RefSeq and is a predicted model, not a curated record. Gene Ontology annotation, molecular function: peptide-O-fucosyltransferase activity. Bases 32 to 1330 code for a protein of 432 amino acids. Gene Ontology annotation, biological process: protein O-linked glycosylation via fucose.
UCGGGCUCGGGCUCGGGCUCAGGCCGCCGGGAUGACCGGGUCUCCCCGGUUCCCGCUGCUGUUGCUCCUGGGGCUCGUCGUGACGCCUUUGGCUCGGGCCGCGGCGGACGGCGGCGCCUUCGACCCCGGGCAGACUCCCAGCGCCGACGUGGCAGCGGCCAAACAGCGCAGGUAUUUAUUGUAUGAUGUGAAUCCACCAGAGGGAUUCAACCUUCGGAGAGAUGUCUAUCUCCGGAUGGCAUCCUUGAUGAAGACACUGCUAAAGAAUGAAGACUGGGUUUUGGUGCUUCCUCCUUGGGGGCAUCUUUACCAUUGGCAGAGCCCAAACCUUGAACAAGUCCGCAUUGUUUGGGCUGCAUUUUUUGAUGUGCCCAGCCUAAAUAAGAAUGUUCCUGUCAUUGAAUAUGAGCAGUACAUUUCAGAGUCCGGUGGCCCGUUCAUAGAGCAGAUCUAUGUUCUCCAAGGGUAUGCAGAGGGUUGGACGGAAGGCCGCUGGGAAGAGAAAAUUGACGAGCGACCGUGCAUCGAUGGCCUUGAGUAUAAGAACGAUAAGCAAGGAUUUUACAGGGGUUGGUUCUGGGGUUACAAGGAGACGCGGGGACUCAGUGUGGCUUGUCUAUCUGUCCAAGGUUCAGCUUCCAUCGUGGUACCUGUCCUUCUGGAAAACACAACAGCACAGUCUGUGAUGUUGGACAGAGGCGAAAACCUGCUACAUGACCAUUAUGCAGGGAAAGAUUACUGGGAUGCUCGGAGAAGCAUGGUAUUUGCUAAACAUCUCCGUAUGGUCGGAGAUGAAUUCAGGGCAAAGUACCUCAACUCUACAGAUGAAGUAGAUAAGACCGUUUACAAUGAGGAUUGGACAAAGAUGAAGGUAAAACUGGGCAUUGCAAGGGGUGGCCCAUACUUGGGAGUACAUCUAAGGAGGAAAGACUUUAUCUGGGGACACAGAAAAGAUGUGUCCACCAUCAGUGGGGCCGUAGAGACGAUCCACAACCUCCUGGAAAAGCUGAAGCUGGAUAGAGUGUUUGUGGCAACAGAUGCAGCUGAAGAUGAGCUGGAUGAGCUGAAGAAACAUCUCCCUGAAAUGAUUCGUUUUGAGCCAUCUCGAGAGGAGCUCGAGCUGUACAAUGAUGGGGGGGUCGCGAUCAUUGACCAGUGGAUCUGUGCUCAUGCCAGGUACUUUGUGGGGACGUCUGUGUCAACGUUUUCAUUCCGCAUCCACGAAGAGCGAGAGAUUCUCGGCUUUGAUCCCCAAACCACCUACAACAGGUUUUGUGGUGAUGAGGAGACGGAAUGCGAGCAGCCUACACACUGGAAGAUUGUGUACUAACAGGGCCGAGUGUGGACUUCUACCCAUCGCCAACCUUUAAGGGAGUGAAGUUAUCCAGAUUUAACAGCGUGUAGAACGUACGAGAGGGGCAUUUUGGCUGUCAAGCCUGCUGCGCCCAUUUCUUACGGCAAUUCUUUAAUUCUAAAUGUGACAAUAUGGUUAUGAACUGAACUGAGCAGCAAAGAAUCAAAGACACUGGAAAGAAAGGCUUUGCGCCACAAAUUUUGAUACCCUCUCGGACCUCACUCUUUUUUUUCCCCCCUUGCGCCCCUCUCCUGACAUUUGGGAGAGAGACAUGUGAGGUGCAGGACAUUUCUGCUUUUUGUUUGAAAUGACAGGCGUGUAACACCAUAAUGUAUUCUCGCACAGUGCUUCUACAAACAAAAUCACAUCACCUCUGAGCCCCCAGUGGGAGACACAGCAUAUAAUACCACAUCGCUUUUCAUCUGUGUUGCUGGAAGAGCAACUUAUGAGCAUCAGCGAUCUGCUCUUAACUACCACUGUUCAUUCUGCUAACACUACAUUCAUUUCACAUUUGCCUCUUUCUAUUCCCUCCCCCUUCAAAAAAAAUCCUACCCUCUCCUUUGAAGAGGCAUUUGUUCUGCCCAGUCCCCUGGCCUACAUUACCAUGGUCUGUGGGGUUGAGCAGUCCUGGUAUUGAAAUCUACCGCCACCAGUUUGCUGGUGUUUCAUGUUGCACAGUAUUAGAAAGUGACUGCCUAACGCAGUUUGCUUACAUUCACAAUGAAACUAAUUUCAAAGUGCCAGUUCUGGGUUUUCCAGUAAAUUAUGCAUAAUAAGACACAAUUAAGUCUGAGCCUGAUAGUUACUUUAACAUUUAUUUUGAUAGUUUUAUUGCCAUUUCUUAGACUAGAUGGAAUUUAACUGAAAUGAGCUCAGGUCAAAGUUCACCACUCGCCUUGUGGUUUUGUUCAGCAAUGUUUCAAUGCAAUUGCCAUUUAGGGCAGUGAUGAAUUCAGUAGAAUUAUAAUCACUUUCUCUUCACCCUCCUCCCCAAACUGCCCUCAGUCCACGAUCAAUCCUUUUAUUCAGAUACGAGUUGUUAGUUGAUUGGUGGAUUGCUUUUCUGGGAGUAAUAAAUCCUU